Messenger RNA from Penicillium samsonianum, 927 nucleotides. Its product is annotated as 2EXR domain-containing protein. The record is from RefSeq and is a predicted model, not a curated record. The transcript has a single exon. Lineage: Eukaryota; Fungi; Ascomycota; Eurotiomycetes; Eurotiales; Aspergillaceae. Bases 1 to 927 code for a protein of 308 amino acids.
AUGGCGCGAUUCGCCACCCUGCCAGCGGAGUUGCGCCAGCUGAUUUGGGAGUUUGCGGUUCCGGCGCGAGUCGUCGAGAUUGGAGAACCGUGUGACCCAGAUAUCUUACCAGAGGAAGACCUCAGACAAGCAUGGAUCCUUAACAGAAAGUAUCCAGCCAUUGCUCAUGCCUGUUGGGAAUCCCGCCGAAUUGCAUUGGCCAAAUUCAAGCUCCCCAAAGGUGUUACUAUUGCGCCGGAUUGCAUGACAGACGCUCGAUGGUGGUGGAACUCUACGGAGAUUAUUCACUUCAAUGCCCCUGAGAUUAUUGCAGCCACACAAAGAUGCAGACUGGAAGAUGACCUGCUCGACUCGAUAAAAGUUCCUAUUCUGUGCAAAAAGGUCUCUAUCAGUGCGGACGUCGUCCACCCUUUUCUGCGUUUCCGUACCAGGUCCGAUAUUCCACAGUCGUUGGUAUGGGGGGUACUUUCCUCAAUGGAAAGAUGCAUCAUCUCCCUACACACCGUCUGUAUUCGAGCUACCAACGAGCAAGCUCGGGAGCUGGGCCUCUUUGGCAACGGUGACGAGCCAACACAGUUGAUCGACCCGUUUGACAAGGCAGCUAUCAAUCGAUUCAGACAGCUCUGGAUGAUCACAAAACAAGAGGUAUCUUCAGUCAAGUUUUUCGAUACAAUCGACACUGAAAGAUUCACUUUUCGAGUGGAAAGGUGGCUCGCGGAGAUGUCAGCGGAGUACAUCGAUUUCAAAUGGACCGAUCCACCAUUCCCAACCCCAGCACCGCAGGUUAUAACUGAAGCACUUCGUCGGUACCCAGCUCAAAGACACAACCCUGACACUAAACAAUAUCUCGUUGGAUUUCCCACUCUGGAGCUGAGGAUCAUGUUUCGACUCUGCCCACCUGCAGUGGGCGAUCCGGUGAUUACAUAA